Pogona vitticeps (central bearded dragon) is the source of this 1417-nucleotide messenger RNA. Lineage: Eukaryota; Metazoa; Chordata; Lepidosauria; Squamata; Agamidae. The record is from RefSeq and is a predicted model, not a curated record.
GCACAUGGAAGGCAGCUGCAGCUUCCAGGAACCGCCACUUUCUGGUCUCUGACACAGACGCCUGAGUCCAGGAAAGCGAAACUUAACUGCCUGCCUCUUGCACCGGAGCCAUGGCGGCAAGCGGCUCUGUCAGACUGCUGGAAGAUCAAGUCUCCUGUUAUAUCUGCCGAGAUUAUUACACGGAGCCGGUGAGUGUGGACUGUGGGCACAGUUUCUGCCAGGGCUGUAUCACCCAGCAUUGGGAGAAAUGGGGAAGCAAUUUCUCCUGCCCUCGCUGUGGAGAAGCGUCGCUGAAGCGAAAGCUGAGGCCAAACAAAGAACUGGCGAAUAUUGUAGAAACCGUCAAGAGGACGAAGCUGGAGAUGGCAGAAAACACGCCUGGAGAGAAGAAAACGUGCGAAACGCACCAGCAGCCGCUCCAGUUCUUUUACAAAGGCAAACAGGAGCUGGUGUGCUCCCGGUGUGUGGAAUCUGAGGAGGUCCCAAGCGAAGCUCUCCUGGUGCCUCUUGAGGAAGCUGCCCAGAGUUACAAGGAGGAGCUGGAUUCCCUUCUGAAGGCUUGGAAAGAAAAGAGGGAGGAGGCUAUUGGCUUUCACACAGAGGAGGAGAAUAGAUAUAAGAAAUUGCAGGAAAAGGUAAAUACUGAGAAACAGAAGAUUGUGUCCAUAUUUGAAGAAGCAGAAGUGCAUCUGAAACAAGAAAAGACAGCAUUGCUGGACCAGCUGGAAGAGCUUGUUGAGAGAGAGGAGGCGUUUGUCACCAAACUUUCUGGUGACAUCUGUCUUUGUGAUACUCUAAUCCAAGAGAUGGAAGAGAAGAAUCGGCAGCCACCAAGUACAUUCGUGCAGGAUAUUGAGAAAACCUUGCAAAGGUACAAAGUGUGGCAUAUUCAACAGCCAAGUAUUUUUUCUGAGUUGGAAGAUAAAGUUAACAGCUUCUCCAAAAAGAACAUUAUCCUGCAGGAGACUUUGCGGAGUUUCAAAGGUACCUAGCUAAGAUAUAUAAAACAAUUCAAUAAAUAUGAAAUCAUACUGGAUCAGAUCCAAGCUAGCUGGAAUGCACUUGCGUCCUUUUGAAAUCAGUAAGAAAAGGUAGUCUAAUUUUAUCCCCAUUGCUAUUGGCUGAAAUCCUGUUGCUUGGUGUCCUAAGUUGCGCAAGAGCAGAUCCAUUGAAUCAGUGGAAAUUUGGUGAGUCAACAUCUCUGUGAGUUACACAAAUGGGACUGUGGUUGGGACCUGUAACUUGGGAGUUGUCUGGAGUAGGCGAAAUAGGAUCGGUCACCGGUUUAAUAUGCCAUUUGGUACAAUCCUCACAUCUAAGUAGCAUAUGCACCUCAGACAACUUCAUUCGGUCUGGCUCCUUCUUCUGUCAGUUUCUAAUACUGUAUUGAGAACCAGCCCACAGUUUAAUAGGAAAC